GUUUUUUUGUUGAAAAAAAUAAAUUUAAUCGAUUAGAAUUAUUAUUUAUAAAUCAAAAUUAUUUUUAUUUCACUCGAUUUCAUUUUUUAAAAUAAUAUUCAUUUUUUCCAGUUUAUAUUUUAAAUGACUGAUCUUGGAUUUAACAAACAUCAAGUUGCAGAGUAUCGCAAAGCCUUUUCCCAAUUCGAUAAAGAGGGCAAAGGUGAAAUCCCCACGAGUAAUUUAGCCAUGGCUUUGAAGGUUUUAGGCCAUUCGUUUGCUCCAUCAGAUCUUAGGGAGAUGAUUAGAGAAUUUGAUCCCGGAAAUAGUGGCAAAUUGGAUUUCGAUGAUUUCUGUAUGAUAGUUGCCAAAUGGGUUCUAGAUCAGGACACCGGUGCUGAGGAGGAGUUAAGAGAAGCAUUUAGGCUCUAUGAUAAAGAAAGCAAUGGUUACAUCAAAGUUAGUGACUUGAGAGAUCUAUUAAGAGCUAUAGAUGAGAACAUUAGCGAACAAGAAUUGGAUCAAAUGAUAAAAGAAAUCGACUCCGACAGCAGUGGGACUGUUGAUUAUGAUGAAUUCAUGGAGAUGAUGGGAGCUAAAAAGAAAAAUUAAUAUUGCCGUUAAAUCUAGCUAACAUUAAUUAUCAUCUUAUUAUAAAUCGUAUUCCAAUAAAUUAAAUAAUAGUUGUUACCAAUAACUUGUACUAUAAAAGGCCUUGUAUUUAAUUUUUCAAUUAUUUUGAUUUUUCAAAUUCAAAUGUACAUAUAAACAAUUUGCUAGGCAAUAUCUAAAUAUAUAUAUUUUUAAAGUUUUAUACUUUAAAUAUUCUUUGAGAAACUGCUUUUUAAAUUAGACAUAUUUUACUUCAAAAUGUAUUUUUUUUAUAUGAUGG
This is a messenger RNA of Gordionus sp. m RMFG-2023, 871 nucleotides long. Its product is annotated as troponin C-like. The record is from RefSeq and is a predicted model, not a curated record. NCBI's taxonomy places the organism in Eukaryota, Metazoa, Nematomorpha, Gordioida, Chordodea, Parachordodidae. The transcript has 6 exons. The coding region runs from base 124 to 591 and encodes 155 amino acids. Gene Ontology annotation, molecular function: calcium ion binding. Gene Ontology annotation, cellular component: myosin II complex.